AUGGCAAAUCUGAAUACGACUGAUAUGGAAGUAUUUGUGGACCAGAAAUUUAUUCUUCAUCAAGUCAAAUUCUGGUUAAUACUUGUCCUGCAAAUUCCAGCUAUUCUAAUUUCUCUACUCAUUUUCGUCUUUCUUUUCACACAUCGUCCAGUUCUACGUUCUCCACAGAAUCAAAUUCUCUGUAUUCUUUUGACGAUCAAUUUGAUUCAAUUAGCUUUUGAUCUUCCUCUUCCUCUUCACUUCUAUUAUCAUGGUUAUGUCAGCUCAGCUAGUCCAAGAUUUUGUAUGUUUUGGACAUUCUUCGAAUUCACGUUGUACGCAACCAGCGAGUUUCUCGUGGCAACUAUGUCUAUUCAACGACACAUACUCAUUUUCAGCAGUCAUGUCUUACGCAUUCGCUGGAAACAUAUCGUAUUCUAUGAUCUGCCAAUAUUAUUUUGUUUAGUUUAUCCGAUCACAUUCUAUGCAUGCAUUAUUUUCUUCUAUCCAUGCGAUGGUCGUAUACCGUAUGAUUAUACCAACAAUCUAUGCGGAUUUACUGAUUGUUAUCUUAUGUAUGAUAGAUUUUGGGGAACAUACGAUUGGUUAGUGAAUAAUGGGUCACCAAUGUGCAUUGAUUCUUUGGCUAAUUUCUUCUUGAUUAUGCGAGUUGUUCAACAGAAACAUCGUCGUCAACAAAAUGUGUCUUGGCGACAACAACGACACAUGAUUAGACAACUGUUUUGUGUUUCGACUCUUUACAUCAUUGGAUGGGGACCAUGUCUUGUGGUUGGAGUCUAUCAAAUAUUCGUCGAUCCGAAUUUCCUUUCUGCAGUUCAAUCGGGUUAUUUACUCGAUCUCAUCUAUGGAAUAUGCCUUUUUCUUCCAUGGAUGUAUCUCGGUGUACUUCCUGAUUUCAAGAAAUGGAUUCUGGUAUUGUGUCGAUGUGGACAACGUCCCAAUACGGUUGGAACAACUGUACAGAGAAAUCGUAUAGAAACUGCCUUAUAA
Messenger RNA from Adineta ricciae, 990 nucleotides. The record is from the annotation of a GenBank genome assembly. Lineage: Eukaryota; Metazoa; Rotifera; Eurotatoria; Adinetida; Adinetidae.